GUAAUCCCUAAAACCCCAGUCCCGACUGAAAACAAACCCAAAACAAAACCCUACCUCUUCCAGUCAAGCGGCGACGGAGUGCUCACCCUCGGCGGCGACCAAUCGCAGCGAUCUUCUCCGGCGGCAAUCCCUCUCAUCUCCAGAAUGAGUUCCUCCGAUUCGAAAAAUUCAAGAAAGGAUUUUGUGUGGAAGUAUGUGAUUGAAGUUUCUGGAGAGCAAUAUUUAAGAUGUAAAUUUUGCAAUCAAAGAUGUAUGGGAGGGGUGAAUAGACUAAAGCAUCACUUAGCCGGAACUCAUCAUGGUAUGAAACCAUGCAACAAAGUUAGUGAAGAUGCUAGAUUGGAAUGUAAAGAGGCAUUGGCUAAUUUUAAGGAUAAAAAAACGAAGAGAAAUGAAUUGCUCCAAGAAAUUGGUAUGGGUCCAACUUCAAUGCAUGAAAGUGCCUUAUCUAAAACAAUAGGGACAUUAGGGAGUGGGAGUGGGAGUGUAAGUGGGAGUGGGGAACCUAUUCCUAGGGGACCCAUGGAUAAAUUUACCACUUCACAACCUAGACAAAGUACGUUGAAUUCAAAGUGGAAGCAAGAAGAAAGGAAGGAAGUGUGUAGAAAAAUUGGUAGGUUUAUGUAUUCAAAAGGUCUCCCAUUCAACACUGUGAAUGAUCCUUAUUGGUUUCCUAUGAUAGAUGUUGUUGCAAACUUUGGGCCCGGGUUUAAGCCUUCAUCUAUGCACGAAUUGAGGACAUGGAUUCUUAAAGAAGAGGUGAAUGACCUAAGUAUCAUUAUGGAAGAUCACAAAAAAGCUUGGAAACAAUAUGGAUGUUCAAUUAUGUCAGAUGGUUGGACAAAUGGAAAAAAAAUUGGAGAGGAGAAUGUUGUGCAAGUCAUCACUGAUAAUGCCUUUAAUUAUGUGAAUGCUGGAAUGAGGCUUAUGGAAAAAAGGAGUAGAUUGUAG
Molecule: messenger RNA, 951 nt
Organism: Vitis vinifera (wine grape)
Lineage: Eukaryota; Viridiplantae; Streptophyta; Magnoliopsida; Vitales; Vitaceae
Exons: 3
Coding region: 145-951 (268 amino acids)
Molecular function (GO): DNA binding
Source: RefSeq, a predicted model, not a curated record